AUGAAAUUCUUUUUGACUUCAAAAAAUCUAGCCCUGAUUUCCCUGAUCUUCCUGAUGGUUUUGAUGGCUGCUGAAGCUUGUCAUCCAUCGAUGUCAGCUUCGACGACUACAACAUCAGCACCAACUACCACCACAACAGCAGCUUCAGGCUCAGGUUCGGUCGAGGGAAAAAAGUGAAAAUAAUUUUUUUGUUGAGUUGAGUUGAGUUUUUCUAGUCAUAAAUUAUUGAUUAUCUCGAAAAUAAAAAGCCACGUGGCGUUUAAUUUUCUAGAAGCUACCUAAAAUGCGUCAGCAAAUCUAGAAGCUAUUUGAAAUGCGUCAGCAACUUUAGAAGCUACAAAAUAUGCGUCAGCAAAUCUAGAACCUACAAGAAAUGCUUCAGCAACUUUAGGAGCUACUUGAAAUGCGUCAGAAAUCCUAGAAGCUACAAGAAAUGAGCCAGCAAAUCUAGAAGUUACCUAAAAUGCGUCAGCAAUUCCAGAAGCUACAAAUUAUGCGUUAGCGACUUCAGAAGCUCUUUGAAGUGCGUCAACAAAUUCAAAAGCUACAAAAUAUGAGUCAGCAAAUCUAGAAGCUACUUGAAAUACGUCAGCAAUUAUAGAAGCUACAUGAAAUGCGUCAGCAAUUCCAGAAGCUGCCUGAAAUGCGUCAACAACUCUAGAAGCUACUCUAAAUGCGUCAGCCAAUCCAGAAGCUAACUAAAAUGCGUCAGCUUAUCUAGAAGCUACCUAAAAUGCGUCAGCAAGCCUAGAGACUUCUUGAAAUACGUCAGAAAGUCUGGAAACUACCCGAAAUGCGUCAGCAAUUUUAGAAGCUACAAAAGAUGCGCCACGAAUCCUAGAAACUACCCGAAAUGCGUCAGCAAAUCUAGAAGCUACAAAAUAUGCGUCAGCAAAUCUAGAAGCUACAAGAAAUGCGCCAACUGAUCAUUGA
This is a messenger RNA of Caenorhabditis angaria, 933 nucleotides long. NCBI's taxonomy places the organism in Eukaryota, Metazoa, Nematoda, Chromadorea, Rhabditida, Rhabditidae. The record is from the annotation of a GenBank genome assembly.